Phyllotreta striolata is the source of this 3428-nucleotide messenger RNA. Lineage: Eukaryota; Metazoa; Arthropoda; Insecta; Coleoptera; Chrysomelidae. The record is from the annotation of a GenBank genome assembly.
GAACAAUGCAAAUUGCUAAGUCUACAUUAGUUUGCAAUAUUUAGCUAUUUGUGAAGCAAACGCUAGUUUUUUAGAAAUAUUACGAAUAUAUUGAAUCUAUUACAUUUUAGGCACAGUCUACUACGAUUUUAAAUUUAUUACGUCGUAUGUCAAAUAUUUUAUGUCAAAAUCAGCUGGAAAAUAUUGGCAAAAUUUAUCAUUACACUUAUCGUGAUCAAAUUCGGUAUUCAUUCUUCAAAGGAAAGAGAAAAUAGUUUUGAUAUAAACAUUAAUUCAGAUUUAUCAAUUAUCUAUUUUGUACAACCAAACACUGACUAACAAAGAUAAAACCCAUAGUCACCGUCGAACCUGCGGUAAACCUAUAAACCUGUUAUUAAUUUUACUACCGUUUGAGGAUAAUGGCGUUCAAAUUAAGCUACAGUUUCGAGGGCAACUCGAGAACUAAACCCGAGCAAAACUUAUCUGGAGCCAGUAAGAAGAUGACAAAAGAUAUACUGUUACAAAAGACACACGAAGAACGGAGAAAAAGACAAGAGCAAAGACUGAAAUUGCAGAGCGCCGAAUUGCUUCAAUCGCACAUUCGCAGUUACAUCGACAGAAAACACAAGAAGGAGGAAGAGAGAAUCCUUUUCGACGAGCUCGAAGGUUCCGGAAACAUUCAAGUGCUUCUGUCCAAACUGCUAUUCUUUUACGAUCCUAGGGAGGAUAAGGCAAGACUGUUUAAAUUGGCCAAUAAGCUUGUACAAUUGAAUGAAGGCAUUUCAAAUCGAAUGGUAACAGAUUCAUCGUUUUGUUGGUUAAUAAAAAGGUUCCUCGUACAGUGUUUGAAAAAUAUGAAGGAUAAUGUGGAAACGAUGAUUUUAUUGCAGUGUCUUUAUAUCUUCACUACCGAUGCUAAUAUGUUUAUUUAUUUAAUCCAAAAAGAUUAUUAUGGGUAUUUAAGGAAGCAGCUGGAAAAUGGGAAACAUCACUUACAGGAAAUUAUUUUGUUGAUUUAUAAACCGUUCAAAUUCACGAACGAUUCCGAUAUUCUAAGCAAUUUGGCUCUCUCCGAGUUUUGCACGCAUUUUUUAAAACCCUCUUUGACUCACAACGUCAAAAGCAUUCUCAUUCCGUACAUGAAAAGUCAACACCGGGACUUCCCGUUCGAGAAGUUAAUUCUAUACCUGAACGGCAUCAACCAUUUCGAGAAUAGUUAUAAUUUGCUGUACUGUGUACUCGAUUUAGAACCUGAUGAUUAUGAACCGAAUUGCAGUAGCAUCGAGGUCCUCUCGAAGCUCAGCUCGAACAUACACGAAUUGAAACCUCCACCGGACCUGACGGAAAUGAGCGAUGACGAUGAAGAAGAGGAAAAUCCCGAGACUGUCGAGAAGAGAUUUUUGCUAUCCGAUUACCUGAAAAUAUUAAACAGAUGCGGGAAAGUUAAGAAAUGGCUGAAUUUGUUCGAGAAAAAUAAUAACAACGAGAAGGUUUUAGUAGCGUUUACUAAUUUAUGCCAUAAUUUACUGUUGGUUUAUAAGGAUUCCAUGAGAAAAUAUUUAUUGUUGUAUAAAUUCGGUUUGAACAGUACAUUCCUAAUAAAACUUUGGGAAUAUUUAAAUAAAAACAACAGCAGACAAUUGGAGGCCAAGGGAACUUCUUUGGCGGUUUGGCGCAAUUAUCACACGGCAUUAUCCGUGUUCUGUGACAUGUUUACCUUUUACACGGCAACUCUAACCGAUAGCGGUAAGAACAACAAUUACUCGCGCUAUAAAACUGAAAUAAAUACUAUUUCAGAGAAAUCCGAUACCAGCCACACCUUUGCUCAGAACGAUUUGUUCGAAAUGUCGAAGUUGCUUAAAAACGUGGCCAGAGGACUGAUAGAAGUGGCGUUUCCCAUGAGCAGAGCCAGCUCGGUACCUUCUACUCCGGAAGUGAUUCAUCUAUACAGGGCGUGUCUAAAUUGCGUCCAUAUAUUGUACACGUUGGAUUUGAGAAAGAAAUUUUGCCCUGUAAACUUUUGGACUCUUGACAAGAUCCACAUUCCUCCAGACUUGGCGAGGAAAGAUUAUUUGUCGAAGAAAAUUUCGUCGUUUUAUGGAUCUAGAGAAGAUGAAGACGAGCACAUUCCUCCGCUUUCUACGAUUGAACAACGUUCCCUGGCUAUUCUCGAGGAAUUGCCGUUCCUCGUUAGUUUCAACACGAGAAUCUUACUUUUACGCGACCUAUGCAGAAAUAGCUUAGGAGAAGACGAUUACCAGAGACUUCAUCACGAAUUGAUGCACGACAAUGUGAUUGUAAUUCGUCGGACACACAUCUACGAAGACGCUUUCGAUAAAAUAUCGCAAAAAAGCGAGUUGGAUCUCAAACACAAAGUGAGAAUUCAGUUUAUAAACAAUGUGGGACUGGAGGAAGCGGGAAUCGACGGCGGCGGUAUAUUCAAGGAGUUUUUGAACGAGGUUCUCAAAACUGCGUUCGAUCCCAACAGAGGAUUUUUCUUACUCACCGCCGAUAAUACGCUUUACCCAAAUCCUAACGUUCAUCUGAUAGUAGAGAAUUUUACCGAUCAUUAUUACUUCAUCGGGAGAUUAGUCGGAAAAGCUAUAUUCGAAAAUAUUCUGGUGGAUCUUCCAUUGGCCGAGUUCUUUUUGGGGAAGUUACUCGUAGAAAGGGCACCCGCUCAUUAUUUGAAAUCGCUGGAUCCGGUUCUGUACAGAAAUUUGCUGUAUCUCAGAGAUUACAAUGGCGACAUCAGUGAUUUAGGACUCGAUUUUACGACUGUUAAUAACGACUUAGGAGAGACUAGAGUGAAGGAUCUCAAACCGAACGGUUCGAACAUCCCAGUUACAAACGAAAACCGAUUGGAGUACAUCCAAUUGUUGGCCGAUCUCAAACUGAACGGGCAAUUAAAAAAGCAAUGUACGGCUUUUAGAGACGGUCUAAAUAGCGUCGUACCCCUUGCAUGGUUGAAAUUGUUCAGUCACACGGAAUUACAAGUCAUCAUUGGCGGUGAUACCGAGGAGAUUGAUGUUGACGAUCUACGCGAACACACCACAUAUGGAGGAGAAUUUGUAGCAGAUCAUCCGACUAUUAUCUUGUUCUGGAAAAUUGUUAGUAGAUUUACGGAAGUACAGAAAAAACAGCUGUUGAAGUUUGUAACCAGUUGCUCUAGGCCUCCUUUACUUGGUUUCAAGGAAUUGAACCCUUCGUUUUGUAUUCAAUCUUCCGGGACGGAAAACAGAAUGCCCACAUCGAGUACCUGCUUGAAUUUACUGAAAAUCCCGAUUAUCACUGAGGAGGGAACUCUGAAAACGAAACUGCUGGCGGCGAUUGAACAACAAGCGGGUUUCGAACUCUCUUAAAUUAUUAAACGAAUUGUUAAUACUACUCUUUUUUGUUGUUUAUAUUUUUUUUAGUUAAUUUUAUCGAUGUGAAUUGCAGUUUUAUUU